Molecule: messenger RNA, 2346 nt
Organism: Selaginella moellendorffii
Lineage: Eukaryota; Viridiplantae; Streptophyta; Lycopodiopsida; Selaginellales; Selaginellaceae
Product: nucleolar protein 10
Exons: 16
Coding region: 29-2140 (703 amino acids)
Biological process (GO): maturation of SSU-rRNA from tricistronic rRNA transcript (SSU-rRNA, 5.8S rRNA, LSU-rRNA)
Cellular component (GO): nucleus; nucleolus; small-subunit processome
Molecular function (GO): protein binding
Source: RefSeq, a predicted model, not a curated record
CUGACUCCGAUUCUUCGUCGUCGCUGCUAUGGGACGCGUCGUGAUCGUCGUCCUCGUCGCUAGGAUCGCUCGCUAUCUCCUUGCCCUUGCGCUUGUUCUUCAUGCCGCCAAAAACCCUGGCCCGAGAUUAGGGUUUAUGAGAAUGGCGGCAGAGGGAGGCUUGAAGGUGAGCGCUGUGAAUGGCGUUAAGGUCUACUCGAUCACGGGGCAGCGCGUGGUAGCAUCGUGGCAGAAGACCGCCAGGCGCAAAUCCAGGCGCAAGGAUGAAGAAUUUUUGAGGAGAGUGGAGCUCAUCCAGGAUCUAAAGUUCAGUGCUGCUGCCACGAGGAUGAAAGUCACUCCGGAUCAAGAAUGUAUCAUCGCCUCUGGUGUCUAUCCACCACAAGUCAGAGUUUACGAGCUCAGAGAAAUGUCUCUCAAGUUUGAUCGUCACUUCACCUCUGAAAUCGUUGAUUUCCAGGUUUUGGGGGAUGAUUUCUCCAAGCUCGCAUUUCUUUGCACAGAUCGAUCCAUAUGUCUGCAUGCAAAGUUUGGACGCUACUACAGCACAAGAAUACCCAGGAUGGGGAGGGAUCUUGCUUAUGACAAAUGGUCCUGCGAUCUUUUGGUCGCGGCGUCCUCUCCGGAGAUAUAUUGCUUGAAUUUAGAACAGGGAAGGUUUCUUGCUCCUCUUUCAAGUCGCUCUCCUGGCGUCAAUGUUAUUGGAAGAAGUCCAGCCCAUGGUUUGAUCGCUUGCGGAGGUGAAGACGGUGCAUUGGAAUGCUUUGAUUUGCGUCAAAGGGCUGCAGUCGCACGGAUCGACGCCGUAAAGCCAACGGGAAAUGUUGAUCAGGAAGUAACAGCCUUGCGCUUUGACGAUACAGAAGGACUCUUCCUAGCUGCGGGAACAAGUGCUGGUCAGGUAUUAGUCUACGACAUACGCUCUUCUGCACCUAUAGCGAUCAAGGAUCACAUGUAUGACGCCCCCAUUGUCGACAUAAAAUGGCAUGGAGAUCUUUCGUCACCCAGGAAAUUGGUAACUUCGGAUACAAAGGUUAUUAGAAUCUGGGAGCCUGAAACGGGAAAAAGCAUAACGAACAUAGAACCACCGAAUGGCCACAUCAAUGAUGUGUGCGUCUUUCCGAACAGCGGGCUGAUAUUUGUUGCCGUGGACAAUACUCAAAUACCUGCAUAUUUUAUUCCCGCUCUGGGACCGGCUCCAAAGUGGUGUUCGUACUUGGAAAAUCUUACGGAGGAACUCGAGGACGGUGCACAAACUGUUAUAUAUGACGACUACAAAUUCGUGACAAAAGAUGAUUUAGAACGUUUGAAUCUAACCAACUUAAUAGGGACGAAUUUGCUUCGAGCAUAUAUGCAUGGAUACUUCAUAGAUCAUCGCUUGUAUGGCAAGGCAAAGUCGAUCGCUGAUCCUUUUGCAUAUGAAGUAUAUCGACAACAGCGUAUUAAGGAGAAGCUGGAUGAGAAACGUGCAUCGCGAAUAACAGUGAAAAGAAAGCUCCCGAAGGUCAACCAGGACUUGGCUGCUCGUUUGAUAGCAGCCGGUGACGAGGUCGAUGACAAGAAGAAAAAACGUCUACGUUCUGAAAUUCUCGAUGAUGAACGUUUCGCGUCAUUAUUUUCAAACAAGGACUUUGAGAUUGACGAAACGGCAGAAGAGUACAAAGCUCGGCAUCCAAACGAGACAAACAAAAAGAACGCAUCUUUGAUCCAAGAGCAUUUCGAAUUGCAAGAGUCGAGUGGCUCCGAGGGCGACGCCAGCGGCAGCGAAGGCGAAGACAAGGAAACGCACAAAUCCAACUCGGCUCCGAGGCUUUACAAGGCUAAAGACGAGAUCCAUGCCAAGGCAUUCCGGGACAAAGUUUCGCUGGCUGCCGAGCACAACAUGCCCAUGGAGGAGCGCGUCACCGCAGCGCAAAGCAGCAAUCCCGUGUCAGGUGGGCGAUGGGGCAGCAGAGAGCUGAGUUUCUCACGACAGGAGAGGAAACAAGAGCGUCCCCAAAGAGAAAGCCAGAGCUCAUCAAAGCGAGGGAUCCAAUCGCUGGGAUUGAAGUCCGAGGACAGAGGUAGGCCAAGUAGCCGUGGAAGAGGACGAGGAGGAAGAGGGCGGGGCCGAGGAGGACGAGGGAGAGGCAGAGGAUGAUUAUAAUGCCGUGAAGUGCUGGAUCAUGGUGAGCUGGUGGUGUUUCGCGACGAGGAUCACGAGAUACAGAACCUGUGGGAUGGUUCCUAGCGAAUUUUUCUGGUUGAUUCCAAAGAGUGGGGCUGGAAACUCAUUACGGCUUGUCCUUCCGUCAGCUGGAUCAGGACCGGCUUUCAAAUGCAUAAUGAAAAAUCGUUUCCAACUGA